Pogona vitticeps (central bearded dragon) is the source of this 3424-nucleotide messenger RNA. RefSeq names its product solute carrier family 18 member A2 (gene SLC18A2). Lineage: Eukaryota; Metazoa; Chordata; Lepidosauria; Squamata; Agamidae. The record is from RefSeq and is a predicted model, not a curated record. Gene Ontology annotation, cellular component: terminal bouton; synaptic vesicle membrane. Gene Ontology annotation, molecular function: xenobiotic transmembrane transporter activity; serotonin:sodium:chloride symporter activity. Gene Ontology annotation, biological process: aminergic neurotransmitter loading into synaptic vesicle; xenobiotic transport; transmembrane transport.
CUGCUAUUAAGGACAAGCGCGGCGGAGGUGAAGACCGCCAGCCUCCCUAUUCACUGAGUCCCAGUGAGGGAGACGCCAGCAAAACCCAGCUCGCUGAAGGAGCGGAGCUCUUUGCACAUUUUGCCUUCCGGGGGUUUAUCGCCGGCACAGCAGCUGCAUCAGCCGCAGCCGCGGCAGGGCCAUCUGCGCGCCAAGCGGGGGCUUUCAUGACUUCUCCCUGCCGCCCCAAACCGACCCCAAAGCGCCUCAGGUUCUGCGAGGCAGCCGAGCCCUCUGAGGGGCCUCCUCCUCGCCUUUGUGGGUGUGUUCGGUGCCGUCCAGUCGGAACCCAGUUAUAGUGACCCUAAUAGGGCUAGUUCGAGUAUAAGCCAUUACUCAAGGGAAACAAGACCAUGGCUUGGAGUGAAUUUGCUGUCCUCAGUUGGCUCAGAGAGAGUCGACAAUCCCGGAAAUUAAUCUUGUUGAUUGUGUUCAUUGCUCUACUCUUGGACAACAUGCUGCUUACGGUAGUUGUGCCCAUUAUUCCCAGUUACUUAUACAGCCUUAGACAUCUGAAAAAUGCUACAGAAAUCCAAACUAUUAGACCAGAAACACCUUCAUUAAGUCUGGACAGUUUUCAGAGGAUCUUCUCCUAUUAUGACAACUCCACAGUGAUUACUGGAAAUUAUUCAGAAGGAAUAAGAUCAGUAGAUAACUAUCAUGCGCAGACAGAGCAAAUGGUAGUAAAUAUGACUAAGACACCGUCGUCGUCAUCUGACUGCCCUAAAGAAGAUAACGACCUACUAAAUGAAAAUGUGCAAGUUGGUUUGCUUUUUGCUUCCAAAGCAACUGUGCAGCUCCUCACUAACCCUUUUAUUGGGCCAAUGACAAAUAGAAUAGGCUAUCAGAUCCCCAUGUUUGCUGGCUUCUGCAUCAUGUUUAUUUCAACAGUUAUGUUUGCCUUUUCAGAAAGCUAUAAGUUGCUGUUUAUAGCAAGAUCCCUCCAAGGAGUAGGUUCUUCAUGUUCUUCUGUAGCUGGGAUGGGAAUGCUGGCCAGUGUGUACCCUGAUGAUGAACAACGGGGCAAUGCCAUGGGGAUUGCCUUAGGAGGAAUGGCUAUGGGGGUAUUAGUGGGUCCACCUUUUGGAAGUGUCAUGUAUGAAUUCGUUGGGAAGACUGCCCCUUUUCUGGUUUUAGCUGCAUUAGCUCUUUUAGAUGGAGCGAUACAGCUGCUCAUUCUACAGCCAUCUAGAAUACAACCAGAAAGUCAGAAAGGAGCAUCAUUGCUGACGCUCUUGAGGGACCCAUACAUCAUUAUUGCUGCAGGAUCAAUAUGUUUUUCAAAUAUGGCAAUUGCUAUGUUGGAACCGGCAUUACCUAUCUGGAUGAUGGAGACAAUGUGUUCAAGAAAAUGGCAACUUGGCGUUGCUUUCAUUCCAGCCAGCAUUUCUUAUCUUAUUGGAACUAAUAUUUUUGGGGUCCUUGCACACAAAAUGGGACGGUGGCUGUGUGCUCUAAUAGGAAUGCUGAUGGUGGGAAUAAGCAUUUUGUGUGUACCACUUGCUACAAACAUAUAUGGACUCAUAGCACCAAAUUUCGGGGUUGGUUUUGCUAUUGGGAUGGUGGAUUCUUCAAUGAUGCCUAUCAUGGGUUACCUUGUUGAUCUGCGUCACGUGUCAGUCUAUGGGAGUGUUUAUGCUAUUGCAGAUGUUGCAUUUUGCAUGGGAUUUGCUUUAGGUCCAUCUGUGGGUGGUGCAGUUGCAAAGGCCAUUGGGUUCCCAUGGCUCAUGACCAUUAUAGGAAUUAUCGACAUCUUCUUUGCUCCUCUGUGUUUGUUUCUGCGCAGUCCACCUGCCAAAGAAGAAAAAAUGGCAAUACUUAUGGACCAUAACUGUCACUUUAAACCCAAAAUGUAUACUCAGAACAGCAUCCAGUCACAUUCAAUAGGUGAAGAUGAAGAGGAAUCAGAAAGUGACGAGUAAAGUCCAACAGUCUUAUCAGCUUGAUAUUUGCAAGUGUUUCCUGUGAAGCAUCUCAUUAGUUGUACUGUACUGUAAUGGUGAUGUAGUAAAAAUAAAUAAAAACCAAAGGUAUAUUUAUUUGUUACCCAUGAGUAUAAAGCGGAUUACCCACUGCCUUACAAAAGGAAUAAAGUAAGUUUUAUAGGAGUUUGUCACAGUUUUAAAACUUAUUUAUGUAUUUAACAUUAUGCAUUCUAUUUUUUAUUAAAUAUGUAGUGUAAAUGUGUAAAUCUAAAUUCAGAUCUAUGCCUUUAAAAUAUUUAUUCAGAAAUACUCUUACUAUUUCAUAUUUUCAUUUGACUCAUGUCACAAGUGUCUAAAACUAGCAGUGAUGAGUUAUAUGACAAGAAAUUACAAUACUUCGUAUUUGUCAAAUACUAUAACUUGGUUUGAAACCAUACAAUUUAAUAUCCACCCUGGCUGUCAAAUAUGUCUGUCAUAGAGGCAAGACAGCCAACAAUUGAACCUCCUUAUGUGUUCAAGAUUGCCAGGUGACUGGAAAGAACCCCCUGGGUGUUACAUUCCAAAGUAGCUUUCUACAGGAACAAAAAUAAUAUAGGAAGUUGUCUUAUACUUUGUAGCUCAGUAUUGUCAACAGGAACAAAAAUAAUAUAGGAAGUUGUUUUAUACUUUGUAGCUCAGUAUUGUCAACCCUAAUUGACAGUUUCUUUCCAGUAUUUAAGGCCUGAACUGAGACCUUCUGCAUGCAAAGCAGAUGGCCUACCAGUGUGUUACAAACCUUGGUCUUCUCAUAUUUAUACAGAUAUUUAUUGGUUUUAUGUUAGUAUUUUAUGUUUAGAUUAAAGAUUCUUUUCUUAAGUAGCUGUUAAAAGACACAACUAAAUUAUAACAUCUCAAGAAAAAUGGUUGUUUCUACAUUAAAUAAAUCUAAAGUCUAACAAAGCACUCUUUCUCUUUUCUUUGCUCUCAGAUGGUCCUUGGAUAUAGGCAAAUUGUAAUGAAUUAGCCUCCUUCCCAGGACCAUAGGCUGUUCCUUCUCUAGGCAGAAGCAUUUGCAGGAUGGGACUUGGGAGAGAAGAUGACUUGGUUAGAUCACUAUAAGGGAAGCCCCAUCACAUCAAUUCCUUGAAAAUCUGCAUUGCAAUCCAGAGAUCUCUGGCUGUGUUCUAUCAUCACGUGCAGUUGAGCCCACUGGAGGAUUAUUAUAAAUUGAUCCUAAUUUUAAUUUAUAAUUAAUUAAAAUUAAUUACAAGAAUAAAAAUCUAGCAAGUGCUGGGCCAUAUAUACAUAUCUAGUGUUAUGUGUAUGUCAUCUUGUUUGUAAAACAUGAUCUGUGCCUUUUAUAAUGUAUUAGCAGAUUAUUUGCAUCUUAAACCACACACCUUAUUUACAUAGUUUUAUAUAUGUAUAUAUAGAUCAAAGUAUUAAAAUGCUAUAGAUGAAUAGUUAUUGUUGAUAAUUAU